AUGGAGCGCCACAAGCAGGCCGUCUCCAAGAUCGCCGCCGCCGUCCGCGGCUUCUUCGACCGGCGCGAGUCCUACCGCAUCUUCCACGGCUCGACCAACAGCACGCGGCCGCGCCCCGGCCCUGGCCAGGCCGGCGUCGUCGACAUCAGCGCCCUGCGCAACGUGCUCUCCGUCGACCGCGCCGCCCGCACCGCCCUCGUCGAGCCCAACGUGCCCAUGGACCGCCUCGUCGAGGCCACCCUCCCGCACGGCCUCGUCCCCCCCGUCGUCAUGGAGUUUCCCGGCAUCACCGCCGGCGGCGGCUACGCGGGCACCGCCGGCGAGAGCUCCUCCUUCCGCCACGGCUUCUUUGACGAGACGGUCAACUACGUCGAGAUGGUGCUGGGGGACGGGGAGGUGGUGCGCGCGUCGCGCAAGGAGCGCGCGGACCUGUUCCGCGGCGCGGCGGGCGCGGUCGGCACGCUGGGCGUGACGACGCUGAUGGAGCUGCGGCUGGUGGAGGCGCGCAGGUAUGUGAGGACGACGUAUCACAGGACGAGCUCGGUGGCGGAGGCGGUGGCGAGGGUGCGCGCGGAGACGGAGGACCCGGAGAACGACUACGUGGAUGGCAUCUUGUUCGGCAAGGACCACGGCGUGGUGGUGACGGGCCGCAUGACGGAUGAGCUGCCGGAGGGCCGCAAGCCGCAGACUUUUAGCCGGGCGCUCGACCCCUGGUUCUACUUGCACGCGCGCGACCGCACCAAGGCGCUGCCCUCGGCCGGCACCGUCGGCGCCAGCGGGACGGCGACCUCGUUCACCGACUACGUCCCGCUGGCCGAGUACCUCUUCCGCUACGACCGCGCCGGCUUCUGGGUCGGCGCGCAGGGCUGGACCUACUUCAAGCUCGUGCCCUUCAACCGGUGGACGCGCUGGUUCCUCGACGACUUCAUCCACACGCGCAUGAUGUACCGCGCGCUGCACGCCAGCGGCGAGUCGGCCCGCUUCGUCGUCCAGGACCUCGGCCUCCCCUACCACAACGCUGAGGCGUUCAUCGACUACACCGCCGACAAGUUCAACAUCUGGCCGCUCUGGCUGUGCCCGCUCAAGCCCACCCAGCAGCCGACCUUUCACCCGCACACCGGCCUCACCGAGCCCGUCGGCACCGCCGGCGCCGGCGCCCCCUCCGCCGAGGCUGGCGCCGAGCCGCAGCAGCAGAUGGCGCCGAUGCUCAACAUUGGCCUCUGGGGCUGGGGCCCCGCCGACUUUGAAGAGUUCGUGGACAAGAACCGCGACCUCGAGGUGAAGCUGCAGGCGCUGGGCGGGCGCAAGUGGCUGUACGCGCACACGUACUACGACGAGGAGGACUUUUGGAAGGUGUACGACAAGCCGUGGUACACGGCGCUGCGGGAAAAGUACGCGGCGACGACGCUGCCGACGGUGUACGACAAGGUGCGCAUCGACGUGGAGGCGAAUCGGCGAAAGAGGCAGGAGACGAGGCAGUCGCUCAAGGGGAAGUGGCCGGUGGGCGGGUUGUACGGGAUCUGGAAGGCGAUUCAGAGCGGGGAUUAUCAUCUGCACAGACGAGCGGAGUGGAAGUACAAGGGAGAGAAGAAGUAA
This is a messenger RNA of Cordyceps fumosorosea ARSEF 2679, 1596 nucleotides long. Its product is annotated as galactose-1-phosphate uridylyltransferase. The coding region runs from base 1 to 1596 and encodes 531 amino acids. Gene Ontology annotation, biological process: steroid metabolic process. The record is from RefSeq and is a predicted model, not a curated record. The transcript has a single exon. NCBI's taxonomy places the organism in Eukaryota, Fungi, Ascomycota, Sordariomycetes, Hypocreales, Cordycipitaceae. Gene Ontology annotation, cellular component: membrane; cytoplasm. Gene Ontology annotation, molecular function: FAD binding; protein binding; Delta24(24-1) sterol reductase activity.